UCGCAGUGCUACACCAUGACCAAACCAGUUACCAACAAUCACUCUAAUACAUAAUUCAUUUGAUAUUAAAAGGAUUUCGUUAACUGGAAUUCCGAUAUUCAUUGAAAGGACUUUUUGCUUUCGUUUUGGAGUGCUGUACAGGGCAUGUGGACAGAAGCAACUUGGCGCAUUUCGCAAAUGCUCUCCAGUGUGGACGAGAAUGUCUUCCAACUCUCGGCCUCUCUCACCACCAGCAGCAUCUGUGCCAUGGACUCUCUGUCCACUUUUGCUAUCACCAUUAUCGCGGACACUUAUUCAUUGUUGGUCGACAUGUUGGACAAUGUUGAGUUAUGCUUUAUUCAGUUUGGGGAUCACGCCGUUAGUGUGACAGCUUGUGUUUUGGGGUACUGUGGCAACAUUUUGGACAACAUUUCAUCACUCUUUGGACAAUGUUUUGGAUUCUUGGAGCAAGUUCUUUCGGUUCAUAAACACUCUCUCUUCAUUGAUUUCACUUCUUCCUUCUCUACAAAAGACUAUGUACGUUUGGGUGCUGGUUUCUCCUUUGUGGCUUUGUGUGUAUCAGUUAUUUGGAUGGGACUUGAGAUGAGGGAGCAUCUAGGGCGGAUGCACAGGGCAGUGGCCAGUCUGGGAGAAGAAAACAGACACCUGAGGAUUAAAUUGAAUGCCGAGUUCAACACCUUAGAAGAAAGGCAGAAAGAGAAUGAGAGAGCCCUGACAGAAACUAGACACAAAUCCCAAGCCCUGUCCAUGUGGUUAAAUGUUUACACGGCCGAACUGUCCAGGAAGUUAGACAAGCAGUCUGCUGGACAGUUCGUUCGUAGAUCCCUACAGCGCCAGAAGUUGCUAUGAAUGUCACCUUUGUUCAAUUACUAUGUUAUUGUUGAUUAAAUAUAUGAUUGAUGUAUUAA
This is a messenger RNA of Saccostrea cuccullata (small rock oyster), 908 nucleotides long. RefSeq lists its product as uncharacterized. Bases 145 to 849 code for a protein of 234 amino acids. The transcript has 6 exons. The record is from RefSeq and is a predicted model, not a curated record. NCBI's taxonomy places the organism in Eukaryota, Metazoa, Mollusca, Bivalvia, Ostreida, Ostreidae.